This is a messenger RNA of Panicum hallii, 1485 nucleotides long. Its product is annotated as isoflavone reductase homolog PCBER-like. The record is from RefSeq and is a predicted model, not a curated record. Gene Ontology annotation, molecular function: oxidoreductase activity. NCBI's taxonomy places the organism in Eukaryota, Viridiplantae, Streptophyta, Magnoliopsida, Poales, Poaceae.
UAAAAAGAGCUAACGUGUUACAACAAAAAUAGCCUCAUAUCCUGAACACUAGUCAUCCAAAAGGGAAGGAGUAUGGGAUCACAUGACAAUAAUGAGCUAUCAAAAAAGCCGCGUAUAUAAUAACAUACCUCCUGGCCGGCUAGCAGUUCACCCCGAGCACCUUUAGCUAUGGCUAAAGCCAAUUCAGCGAAGAUGUUGAGUAGCAUACUUGUGAUCGGCGGGACGGGGAUGAUCGGGCAGCACCUCGUGACGGCGAGCCUUGACGCCGGCCACCCAACGGCCGUGCUCGUCCGUCCUGCGACGGCCGACGCCGACGCCGGCAAGGCAAAGCUCAUCGAGGCUUUCCAAAGCUGCGGCGCCAGACUUGUAUAUGGGGACAUCAAUGAGCACGAAGGAUUGGUGGCUGCAAUCAAGCAAGCGGAUGUGGUGUUCUCGGCCGUCGGCCACUCCUCGCGGGAAGAGGUGGAGGGCCAGCUCAAGAUUGUGGCCGCUAUACAGGAAGCUGGCGGAGUUAAGCGGUUUCUACCGUCUGAAUAUGGCUGUGACGUGGAGCUAGCGGAGCAAAUGCUGGAGCCUGCAAGGAGCAUUUUAGGGGCCAAACGUCGAGUUCGUGAAGCUGUCAGAGCUGCAGGGAUCCCUCACACCAUCAUCUCUAGCAACUGGUUUCAAGGGUUCUUGCUGCCAAGGGCCGGAAACCCCGGAAGCAAACGGCCUCCGGACAACAGUGUAACUAUCUUCGGUGACGGAAAACUACAAGUGUUCUUUGUAAACGAGAAGGAUAUGGCCGCGGUGGCUAUAAAAGUCUUGGAAGACCCACGCACACUUAACAAGAUACUACAUUUGCGGCCUCCGAAGAAUCUAUGUUCUCUGGACAAGCUUGUCUCACUUUGGGAAAAUAAAAUUGGCAAGACCCUCAAGAAAACCUAUGUUCGUGAAGAAGAGCUCGUGAAGAAAGUGCAAGACUCCCCAUUCCCUCUGAAUUUUCAACUGGCCGUGGUACACGCGACGCUAGUGGCCGGGGAAGCAAAGCUGACUGAGAAGACCACCACCAACGGCGCAUCGUCUGGUGACGGGGUGGAGGCGACGGCACUGUACCCAGACAGGAACUAUGUGACUGUGGAGCAUUACCUGGAUAGUCUGCCAUGAUGGGCCGAUAGUGGGCCGUAUCCCAUAUGUGCCCGUGCAAACUCGUGCUGGGCAUUCCGCAUUCCCACUCCUGUUUGUUGUAAUGUUUGGAUGUCUUCUUCUACGGUUGACUGCCACGAUAUGAAUCCGUUUGGAUGGGCUAAAAUAGGAGAGUUAAGUUUAGCUCUAGGUGCGUAAAUAGGCUAAACAUGAGCUAAUCAAAGCUAAUAUUUAAUAAUUAUCUCAUGUUUAAUCCUUCUAUUUAGCACCAAAUACGAGGGCUAAAGUUUAAUGCUAAGAUCUAAACGGAACCUAUAACUAUGUUUCACGCUUGUGUUUUGAACCUUGGGAAAUACUUGC